UACCACAUCGAUCUCCAUAAAAAAUCGCGACCCACGACCUUAUUUUCUUUAGUUUUAUAGUUUCUUUCAAAGCUUGGCGAAGCCCCCACGUUUCGCCCAUUUUCUUCUCUUGGGUCCAAAGCGUUCUUGUUGAAAAAACCCUCUAAACCCAAAAUCUAAUCGCUCUUGACUUUUUUUUUUUCUGCACCCCCUUCUGGAUUUCUGGGCUUUCUUCGGUUUCUUACACGUUUAUUUCUACUGCAUUCUGUGAAAUGACAAGCUGCUAAGGGAUCAAGAAACCGAAACCGAUGAUUGGGAGGAAAACUUCACCAGCUCUUCUGGUGCUUUUUGCGCUUGGGUUUCUUUUUGCUACUUAUAACUUGCUUACCAUGACCAUUCACAAUAAAGCUUCCAAAGGGAGUUGGGUUUCAGAUGGGUUUGAUCCAGUUCUUCGAUUGCCGGGCAGGGCAGGGAAAACCAAUUCAAAAUACCAUGUGGCUGUCACUGCAACUGAUGCUCCUUACAGUCAAUGGCAGUGCCGGAUCAUGUAUUAUUGGUAUAAGAAAGUGAAGGAUAUGCCUGGAUCUGACAUGGGAAACUUCACUCGAGUUUUGCAUUCAGGAAGGCCAGAUAAUUUAAUGAAGGAGAUUUCUACUUUUAUUGUUGAUCCUUUGCCAGAGGGAUUGGAUCGGGGUUAUGUUGUUCUAAACCGACCUUGGGCUUUUGUGCAAUGGCUGGAGAAAGCAAGCAUUGAAGAAGAAUAUAUACUAAUGGCAGAACCCGAUCACAUAUUCGUGAAUCCUUUACCCAACUUGGCGCAUGGAAAGAAUCCUGCUGGAUUUCCGUUCUUCUACAUAAAGCCAGAGGAUCAUGAGAAGAUCAUCAGGGCAUUCUAUCCUGAGGAGAGUGGUCCAGUGACCAACAUUGAUCCAAUUGGAAAUUCUCCAGUAAUCAUUGAAAAGACACUGCUGGAGGAGAUCGCACCGACAUGGGUGAACAUAUCCUUGAGAAUGAAAGACGAUCCCGCUACUGAUAAGGCAUUUGGUUGGGUGCUCGAGAUGUAUGCUUAUGCUGUAGCCUCUGCAUUGCACGGUGUGCGGCAUACUCUCCGCAAAGAUUUCAUGCUGCAGCCUCCAUGGGAUUUGGAAGUCGGUAGGAAAUUCAUCAUCCACUAUACCUAUGGAUGUGACUACAAUAUGAAGGGUGAACUGACAUAUGGCAAGAUUGGGGAGUGGCGCUUUGACAAGAGAUCGUAUCUCAGUAGUCCUCCACCAAGAAAUCUUUCCUUACCUCCUCCCGGAGUUCCCGAAAGUGUAGUAAGGCUUGUAAAGAUGGUAAAUGAGGCAACUGCAAAUAUACCUGGUUGGGGCACAUAAUAAACUGCAAAAUCAUGGUGGGCUUGUGUGAUGGAAGUCAUCAAAAUACCAAUCAACUUGAGAAGAGAAAAAACAGUAUAGAGAGAGAGAGAGAGAGAGAGAGAGAGAGAGAGAGAGAGAGAGAGAGAUUGUAAUGUGUGAAAAUAAAGAGUUUUUCUUUUUCUUUUGAGAUAAACUAAAUAUACCAUUAAAUUUUUUUGCACAGUAUAUUAGAUUAUACAAAGUCUUCUCUUCUUUA
Messenger RNA from Momordica charantia (bitter melon), 1593 nucleotides. Lineage: Eukaryota; Viridiplantae; Streptophyta; Magnoliopsida; Cucurbitales; Cucurbitaceae. The record is from RefSeq and is a predicted model, not a curated record.